This is a messenger RNA of Porites evermanni, 2342 nucleotides long. Lineage: Eukaryota; Metazoa; Cnidaria; Anthozoa; Scleractinia; Poritidae. The record is from the annotation of a GenBank genome assembly.
UUUAAAGAGGAAUGUGUCAAACAAUCAGUGGAGCAGAUUGAGAGACACCCAUUUUCUGAACCUUGGGAGGAUAGUGACUUGGUGCUCACAGUGGAGGAUGAUACAUUUUAUGUCCAUCGACAGAUCCUGAGUUUACACUCUCCAGUGUUCAAAGCAAUGCUCAGCUCAAAGUUUAAGGAAGGAACAGCCACAGAAAUUCCAUUACCAGGAAAGAAGGCAAAUGAGGUUCUGGAUUUUCUGAAGGUGCUCUACUUGAAAGAAACAGAGGGUAUUACUUGUAAGUAAGACAUACAGUGUAUAGUGACAUUGAAAAAUCAAUAAUCAAAUUAAGUAGUGUAUGCAUAUAUGCCAACUCUCCCAGCUUAUGUGGGAGUACCAGAUAUGGCUUGAAUAUCCUGGUCUCGCAUAUUAUUCACCCAAUCUCCCAGAUAAAAUCAACUUAUGAGCUCUUCUUGCUUCAGUUUGGAACUUAGCCCAUUUUCCCAAACUUUAAAAUAAUAUGUUUUCAAGCCAAUGUAGUAUGGUUCCUGCUGUACUUUGGCAUUUAUUUCAUCACUUACAAGGAUUAUUUCAUCAAUCCUGCCUUGGAGGCAACUUUUGGUGGUCUCUUUUAUACCUCAUAUGUAAGACUUCAUUAUAAUGUGUACCCUGCAAUCAUUCCCCCCAUAUGCAGGGGUGGGGGGGGGGGGAUGGGCUACAAAACAGAUAGUCUUUACAUUUUACAUCUUGAAAGGUAAUUGGCAUCUCUGUGUAUGUCUUUCGAAUUUUGCUAAGUGUGGUUUGCAUGUAUAAAGUAUGCAAAAUCACCGCAAAAAGCAUCUGAAAAGACAAAGGCAACUUUCACGAAAGCAUUGUGCAAGUAUGAAUGUUUUACUCUGUCUUUGGUUGACUUGAUAUUUGCUGUGUUUUCACCCCCAAUUGUCAUGUGGGCUGAUGACUCUGUGCUAAUGCUUCUGAAAUACUUGUGCUCAUUACCAGAGGCUAAUGGGAAUGUGCCACUGGAUAGGGUCGCAUUUUUACGCUGAAUUGACUAUAAUGGGGUCACAUUUUCGAUAGAGUUACUAUAAUGGGGGUUUUCAGAUUUUUGGGGUCAGAAAGUUCUUCAAACGUACCAGAAUGUUUGUACUGUACAUAGAUGAAAAGUAAGGUGUUCUUCAUUCAAUUUAAAAAUGGGUAAAUUCAUUUUACAAUGACCUGUUUAAAGGAUUGAUGAGGUAGAUACAUAAAGAGAAAGCGACUAAGUUGGGAUCGUGAAAAUUGCAUUUGCCCAAAAGUGACCAAGAUUGGGUCUAUAAUUGGCCACAGAACAGACUAUGAUGGGGUAGGGUCUCUGAGAGGCCAGUGGCACAUACCUUGUACCCAGCAAAAAUUAACCCAAGUACCCUCCCCCUGCCCGCCCCCCGCCCCCCCUCCCCCCCUGGGAUUACCAGUCAACCAUUUGCCAAUAACCAAUAUCAUAGUUCCACACAAUCAGUUGAUUAGUUGAACUAUAUAUACAAUGAAAAUACCAAAGCUCACUGAUGACAAAAGGACAUAUGAAACCACUGCACAAGGAAAUCGAUUUGGGAAAAAGGGUAGGGUGAAUUACAGGGGCAGAUCCAGGAUUUUUUUUAGGAGGGGGUGCACUCGUCUCUUGCUCUACUUCAACACCAAUAAACCACAUAAUUUUUUUUUUUUUCGCAGAGUACCAGUUGUAUUAGAAAACCGCAUGUCAUCUCANAUCGGUGAGGGAAAAAGGGUGAAUUAAGAAAACUGUGCGUUACUCUGGAAAAUUCAUAGCUGCGUCCGCCCGUUUUUAUCUCUAUCAGUCUAACUGUGUUUUUGGUGACUGUUAUUCAGUGGACAAAAUGGGUCACCUUCUGAAGCUAGCUGAUGAGUACGAUGUACAGGGUGUGCUUGAUCUAUGCACAAAGUGACUCAAAGAUGUACCAAAGUCUGAGGAGAAUGUGGUGAAGAUUCUUUACUUGGCAACGGACACAGUGAUAGCAAGUGAGGAUUCUAGGCUUGAUGGUGUUCGUGAUGAUUGUGAAAUCCUCAUUAAAGACAUGGAUUUGGUCAAUAUCUCUGCAAAGAGUGAUUUUAAGAAAUUGAGCCGAGACAGCAUGGAAAGGGUUUUUGUUAAAAGAACUGAACGUUUAGAAACUUUUAUUAGGGAGAUUCACCCACAGUUGGUUGGGUUAGUGGAAUAUUGUUUAUAUUUAAAAUUAGCGUCGUCUCCGUCUGUCAUAACUCGCUGCCCUCAACAUUUCCUUAGCAAUAAGUCAUACCUAGGUCUCCUUCAGCGUAUCAGAAGUUGCUUAGUUUGUAGAGGAAUGAUUACACAGUUAGUUACCUCAUCUAUU